CAGUCCUGAUUUCCUAACGCAUAAGGAAUGGAACGGGUUUGAAGCUUCUAGGAAAACUUUUGCUUCCCGCUUUAUGUAAGAGUGUUACACAUUAUGUUAUGGGAGAGAAAGAAAUAGAGAGAUACGUGAAGGCACUCUGAAGGCAUGCGCUGUGUUGCUUACACAAUGCUGAGGAACUGAACGUCUCGUCGGUGACAUUGCGGCGUUAACGGGAUCGCUUCAUUCGCGCGCCCUGGACGCGCCAUGGAUACCGGCGUCGUGGUCUGCACCGCGUUCGACUACAAGCAGGACGGGCUCCAAGAUGCGGGGAGUAGCAGCGACGCUGUGAAUGCCCUAGCUGUGGACAGUGCCAAGCCGCAAGAUGGCGGCCAGCCGGUAAAUGGGCGGCACAUGACGGAACAAAGCGGAAGCAGAAACUACGAAAACAUCAUCCUCGAAUGGAGGAACCUCAGCUUCCAAGUCAAGUGCGGCAAAGCAAAGAACGCCAUCGUCAGCAAUCUGAGCGGAGCGGCUCGACCAGGCACUCUGAUGGCCAUCAUGGGUCCCUCCGGUGCAGGAAAGACGACGCUACUCAACCUUCUCUCCGGAUUCUAUGAAAAUGGCUACGAAGGUGAGGUCCAGAUCAACGGCUACGUGCGGGACCAAGUGCUGUUCAGCAAACAGAGCUGCUACGUCAUGCAGCAGGAUCGCCUGCUGCCUUCUCUCACGAUCCAAGAGACCCUCACCAUGAGCGUCGGGUUGCGCAUGACUACAGCAUCGGUUCUUGUCAAAUCACAAAUGGUGGACCAGCUGGUCGACGAGUGGGGCCUGAGUGAGUGUCGGCACACCAGGGCGGAGGCUCUCUCUGGCGGCGAGAGGAAGCGGCUGGCCAUCGCCCAGGAGCUCGUCAACAACCCUCCCGUCCUGUUCCUCGACGAACCCACGACCGGAUUGGACAACUGCUCCAGCCUGAUGUGCAUCCAAAUCCUCAAGAGGUUGGCCGAAAGGGGACACACAGUCAUAUGUUCUUUGCACACGCCGAGUGCCAAAAUAUUCUCCUAUUUCGACGUGUUGUACAUGAUGUCACAGGGUCGCUGCAUCUACAACGGCGAGACGAAUAACCUCCUGAGCUUCCUCUCUGAACACGGCCUUUCCUGUCCCGAGUUCCACAACCCUGCCGAUUUCAUCACCGAGGUUGCUGCUGGGGAGUACGGUGAACAGGUCGAGAAGCUGGCCGACGAAUUCGCCCUUCCAUUACCCGUCACAUCGGGUGUCCUAGAUGUUGGGUUUAAAACGGCGUACGGCGGACAACAAAUGACCAAACAGGAAAGACUGGAAGCAGUAAAAUGCUAUUCCUUUGAAGUGAACCAGUUUCGGCAGUUCCGAAUACUGCUGAAGCGCUGCUGGCUUUCGGCAAUGAGGAACAGGGUGACGUUCUUGGUCCGCUUCAUCGCGUACAUCGCCUUCGCUCUCAUGACUGUCGUCACAUUCUACGGCGUCGGGAGGAAGGCUUCCACGGUGGUCAACAAUACGGUGCUGUUCUUCACGAUAAUCCUCGUGUCGGCAAUGCAGACAAUGCUGCCGGCGGUGAUCAUCUUUCCCAUCGAGCUGGGCGUGCUCCUGCGGGAAAAGCGCAACGACUGGUACACCGUUAACCUCUACUACCUGGCUAGCUACGUCAACGAGAUCCCAUUUCUCAUAACGCCGUUUACGAUCUUCCUGGCGAUCAUCUACUACCCGACCGGACAGCCCCUCGAGUGGUGGAGGGCCGCGGCGAUGCUUCUCUUCGGCAUCCAACUCGGAGCCGUCAUGCAGUCCGUGGGCCUCAUGGUUGGUGCCUUCGCUCAAGCACAGACGGCGGUAUUUGCCGCCACUGCCGUAUCGUCGCCGUUCGUCUUUUUUAGCAGCUUCUUCGUUCCCGACUAUCUGCUGAGCUCUUGGUUCCGCUGGAUAACAAAGCUGUCCCCGGUCCACUACGCCUACCACGGGAUGCUUCUGUCGGUGUACGGCUACGGCCGCGCCCAGCUGGACUGCGACAAAGACCUGUGCGUUUUUGAGAACCCCGAAAACUUUCUCGAUAUCACCGGAACCUCUGGUAUGACGCUGACCGGCAUAUUUCUGCCGCUCCUGGCACUCGAAGUGGUGUUUAGGUUACUCGCGUACAUACUUCUCAGGUUGAGAAUUUCCAGAAAAUAACAGAGUUCAAGUUC
Messenger RNA from Ixodes scapularis (black-legged tick), 2189 nucleotides. Its product is annotated as ATP-binding cassette sub-family G member 1. The coding region runs from base 244 to 2175 and encodes 643 amino acids. Lineage: Eukaryota; Metazoa; Arthropoda; Arachnida; Ixodida; Ixodidae. The record is from RefSeq and is a predicted model, not a curated record. Gene Ontology annotation, cellular component: plasma membrane. The transcript has 13 exons. Gene Ontology annotation, molecular function: ATP binding; ABC-type transporter activity; ATP hydrolysis activity.